GAUGAAUCUGGUUCGUCCAUCUCUAACCAGUUUAUCGAACUCGAACGGUCGAUUUCAUCUUUGAUCGAUCUUUCACGGAGCAUGGAUGAGGGAGCUCGAAUUGCUAAACCCAUUUGCCAAGUUUAUGGAUGCGACAAGGAUCUGAGUUGUUCAAAGAAUUACCAUAGACGGCAUAGAGUUUGUGAGUUGCAUUCAAAGAAGCCGAAAGUAAUGGUUAAUGGAGUCGAACGAAGGUUCUGCCAACAAUGCAGCAGGUUUCAUCUGUUGUGGGAAUUCGACGGUGAAAAACGCAGUUGUCGUAGGCGUCUCGCUGGUCACAACGAACGGAGGCGAAAGUCUCGCCUUCUUGGCCUCGCCCGAAAACCUUCUCAAGAAUCAGCAAAAGCCUUAUCCCCUCACGGAUUCAUGGAUGCUAAACCAUACUGUUCCGACGGCUCUUCAUCUGGUAAAGCACCAGCUUUUCAAGAACACCCCAGUGUAUCCAUGUCAUCGUCGUCGUCGUCAGGAGGAGGAGCCUCCUCCCGUGCUCUCUCUCUUCUGUCAACAGAUUCUCAAGAUUUGUAUCAAUCCCAUGAUUCAAACCGAAUGAUGCAUUGCUCACACGCGAUGGGAGAUACAGGUUUGGCCCGUCCGGACACGAUGAUACUGUAUCAAGAUCCGGAGCUUCUGAACGGAACGAACGCAUGCGUACUGUCCGAACCAGAAUCCACGGUCGAUUUAUUACAGCUUUCUUCACAUCUUCGACGUGUCGAGCAACAGAGAAGCUUCCUCUCGUUUCCAGACAGCUACAACGUGGAAUCACAAUGAUACACAACUGGUUUGAUUUCUUUUAGCUACGAGUACGAGGUGUUUUUUUAUAGAGCAUAAUGAGAACUUCCUCUUACCAGACUGGUUUUUGUGUUUUUUUUAAUGGAUCUGCUUUCCUAUAUGGGCCUUAAACUGGGAAUCAUAUUGGGUUCAGUUUUGUAUUUGGACAUUAUAUUAUGUAA
Molecule: messenger RNA, 989 nt
Organism: Tarenaya hassleriana
Lineage: Eukaryota; Viridiplantae; Streptophyta; Magnoliopsida; Brassicales; Cleomaceae
Product: squamosa promoter-binding-like protein 6
Exons: 3
Coding region: 82-807 (241 amino acids)
Cellular component (GO): nucleus
Molecular function (GO): DNA binding
Source: RefSeq, a predicted model, not a curated record